AUGAAGCCUGCCUGGGCUACGGCCGUGGAGCAGGCAUUGAAGAAAGAUGCUCCGGCAUUGGAGAGAUGGACGGAGAUCGAAACUAUCCUGCAGGAGAGCAGGAAGUGCUACAGGCAGGUGCUGCGGCCGGGUCAAGUCCUGGUGCACCCGUCGAAUCGCUCAGGGUUAGGAUUGAAUGGAGCCCAAGUUCACAAGACAGGGGCCCAAGUGCAAUCUGUAGGCUUCAGCUCCAUGGAGCUGAAGCGAAGUGUUUGCAUGGAAAUAUCCACGGAUAGAGCUCUGAGCCAAAAGGCCUUUAGUUUCAACAAGCGGCAAGUGGAUAUGAAUGGAGGGCUGCUAGCUGAGGUGCGAGGCGAUGAGCGAUACAUGUCGUUAGCAUGCAGUCACUUUACGGCAUUUUGCCGUGCCUGCAUUGCAGCAUGUCCCUCGGACCAAGAGACGGUGUCGGACAACGGCAAGCUCACGUUGCAGCGAUUGUCUACGGACUUUCGGCAGGCCGUGGAUAAUGGCGAGCUGGAGCUCGCCAUGGCGAUGGUGACCCGAGCAAAGUUGCUGGCAGAGCAAGGUUUGUGCAUCGACUGGGAUGCUUGCAGCCACGGAGGAACCGAAGCACCUCUGCUGAAGUUUUUGCACGACUUUUCCUUGAAAUAUGGGGCAAGCAAAAGAUUGGGAGAGGAAUUCAUGUCCACGGUCGCCGGCCUCCGGUUUGCAGGGCAGGAGCGAUCGCAUGCUUUCGCAAGGGCUGCGAUGAUCGCGACGAACCUGACAGCCACAAAAGUGGUAGACGGUGUGGCUCGGCUGCUGAGCAAGAGCGAUGUCAGCAGGCUCUGUGCGAAAGGCAUGGAAGAUGCUGUAAAGGAUUGGGAGGAGCUUCUUGCUCGUGCCUGGGCUCACACUCAGAAUGUGACGGAUGCAAGUGCACGUGCCAAGGCAGUUGAGUGCUUCGGUCGCCUGAUGGUUCGCAGCACCCUCUUCAUGUGCAAGAAAGAGAAGUCGGGGCAAGAAGGCCUUGAGCACGGGUCAUUGGCCAAUUUGCUGACUUUGUACGAACACGAGAUGGGUGGCAAGAGUGCCGGUGCAACACCGGCUGCUGCUACAAAAGAUGGGCCGUCUGAUGCGGCCCCUGCGACCUUGGAGAACAUGCAGGACCCGGCCUUCCUGAUGAAGCUGCAAGGCUUCGCAGAGGGGAACCUGUACAAAGGCAAGCAGAAGUAUCAGGACAUCUGGCCUUGGAAGCUGGAGAAAAUCGGCCAGAGCCACGGCUCUUUCUCGCUGUCUUGCCCAGUGAGCUGGGACAAGAAGGUCGAGGUGCCUCUGAGCGAGCUCAAGAAAUUUUUCGAUCUGUAUAGCGGAGAUGCACCCGAAGUGGUGUCUGACUCUGUGGACCGACUGCCCCAUAAUACGGAGGCUUGCAGCCAAGAGAGACUCCGAGGAGAGUUCUUCGAGCUCUGCUGCGAGUAUUUCCUGAAGUACUCGCACUGUGAAGAGGAGUUGACCUUUUUGAAGAAUCCCACGUGCUGUCUGUUGGAGGGCAAAGCCAAGACAGGCAAGCUGACGAUCUUCCCCUUCACGGAUCAGAUUUCAAAGGUUGGCUUAAAGCCGGCAGCUGGCAGUGUGGAGGUUUGGCAUUCGGCCUCGGGCACAAGCUUGUAUAUUUCACCCCCGGCUGCAGCCGGAAGUUUGCUAUCUGCCUUCUGGCAGAUCCCGGUCGGCUCAGAGCCGAAUCUGGCGACAGUCCUUCUGAACGAGAAGGGCUGGAAGAUUCCCAUUUUGAAGAACACUGCUUCGCUGAAGGAGUGCAUCCUGUACAGGCCGAAGCCUGCCGAAAGUUUGAGGGCCUCGGCCCAAGAGCUGGAUCAAGGAUCCGCUGCCUCGCGAAAGCGAAAGGCUUCUUGA
Symbiodinium sp. CCMP2592 is the source of this 1896-nucleotide messenger RNA. The record is from the annotation of a GenBank genome assembly. Lineage: Eukaryota; Dinophyceae; Suessiales; Symbiodiniaceae.